Molecule: messenger RNA, 3442 nt
Organism: Stylophora pistillata
Lineage: Eukaryota; Metazoa; Cnidaria; Anthozoa; Scleractinia; Pocilloporidae
Molecular function (GO): protein binding
Source: RefSeq, a predicted model, not a curated record
AUGAGAGAGACAAGCUCUCUUAAAGGUAAACAAAUAGAAAGGAACAAAGAAAGAGAAUCUGGAACAGAUCGUCAGAUCAAACUUGUCAAAGUAUCUGCUUUAUGCUUGCCUCUUGCACAGCUUGAAUCCAUGAAUGCAGCUUCAAAUGACUCAACAGAAUCAGCACAGAGAAAUGGAAAAUAUGUUUAUACUCUAACAGUCCCAGACGAUUCAAACAAAACACAACGAAAAGAGAAGAAUGAGAGAGAAGUUUGUAUAGCAUCAAGUGCAGCUGUAGAAGCUCGAGAGCAUGAGAAGUCAGCUGAGGUAGAAGAAUUGUCCUCCACAUCAACUGAUCGAGACAGUGUCCCGAAGGAGGAAGUUGUGAGAAAUGCGGAUGAAAGAAAGACUGUCAUCAAGAGGUACAGUUCAUUCACAUGCUAUUGUAAUUUUAUUUUAUCCCACUUUGUUGUUAUAUUCAUUUCUUUAUAUCCAGAUGAAGUUGCAUGCAGGUCAAAAGAAAAAGAAGAAACACACAGAAAGGAGAGUUUGACAGUUUUGACAGCAACAGAUUCAGGUACUGCUACUUCUGAUUCAACAGAAAAAACACAGGGAAAUAAGAAAGAAGUUUUCACAGCAACAGGUACAGCUAUAGAAGGAUUUUCUGUUGACUCCAAAGACGCAACAGACAGAACGUCCCUAAUGAAUGCUUCUCUAAAUGGCAGCGUCCAAGCGGUGAAGGGUCUCAUUGAGAGAGGAGCAGAUCCGUCCCUGAUGAACGACGAAGGAUGGAAUGCGUUACAUUUUGCCGCAAAGGGUGGAGACACUGAUGUCAUUGAUCUUAUCCAUACUCACUUGCUAAACAUUGAGUCCGAAACAGCCCAGGGUUACACGCCACUAAUGGUGGCCACUUUGCAUGGCAAAUUACACGCAGUAAAAUGGUUUCUUGGGAAGGGGGCAAAUGUAACCUGUGUUGAUAAUAUAGGAAGGAAUAUGUUGCAUUUCGCCGCAGAGGGUGGAGACACUGAUGUCAUUGAUCUUAUACAUACUCACAUGCCAAACAUUGAGUCCAAAAUGGCUGAGGGCUGUACCCCACUAAUGGUGGCGGCUUUGAAUGGCAAAUUAAACGCAGUAAAAUGGUUUCUUAAGAAGGGAGCAAAUGUAGCCUGUGUUGCUAACAAAAGAAGGAAUAUGUUGCAUAUCGCCGCAGAGGGUGGAGACACUGAUGUCAUUGAUCUUAUCCAUAGUCACUUGCCGAACAUUGAGUCCAAAACAGCCGAGGGUUACACGCCACUAAUGCUGGCGGCUUUGAGUGGCAAAUUAUACGCAGUAAAAUGGUUUCUUGAGAAUGGGGCAGAUGUAACCUGUGUUGAUAAUAUAGGAAGGAAUAUGUUACAUUUUGCCGCAGUGGGUGGAGACACUGAUGUCAUUGAUCUUAUCCAUACUUACUUGCCAGACAUUGAGUCCAAAACAGCCGAGGGUUGCACGCCACUAAUGCUGGCGGCCUCGACUGGCAAAUUACAAGCAGUGAAAUGGUUUCUUGAGAAUGGGGCAAAUGUAACCUGUGUUGCUACAGAAAGAAGGAACAUGUUACAUUUCGCCGCAAACGGUGGAGACACUGAUGUCAUUGAUCUUAUCCAUACUCAUAUUCCAGACAUUAAGUCCAAAACAGCUGAGGGUUACACACCACUAAUAGUGGCGGCUUUGACUGGCAAAUUACACGCAGUGAAAUGGUUUCUUGAGAAGGGGGCAAAUGUAACCUGUGUUGAUAAUAUAGGAAGGAAUAUGUUACAUCUCGCUGCAGUGGGUGGAGACACUGAUGUCAUUGAUCUUAUCCAUACUUACUUGCCGGACAUUGAGUCCAAAACAACCGAGGGUUACACGCCACUAAUGCUGGCGGCUUCGACUGGCAAAUUACACGGAGUAAAAUGGUUUCUUGAGAAGGGGGCAAAUGUAUCCAGUGUUGGAAACAGAANAUGGAGCAUGUUACAUUUUGCUGCACAGGGUGGAGACACUUGUGUCAUUGAUCUUAUCCAUACUCACUUGCCGGACAUUGAGUCCAAAACAGCCGACGGUUACACGCCACUAAUGCUGGCGGCUUUGACUGGCAAUUUACAAGCAGUGAGAUGGUUUCUUGAGAAGGGGGCAAAUGUAACCUGUGUUGCUAAAGAAAGAAGGAACAUGUUACAUUUUGCCGCAGAAGGUGGAGACACUGAUGUCAUUGAUCUUAUCCAUACUCAUUUUCCAGACAUUAAGUCCAAAACAGCCGAGGGUUACACACCACUAAUGAUGGCGGCUUUGAGUGGCAAAUUACACGCAGUGAAAUGGUUUCUUGAGAAGGGGGCAGAUGUAACCUGUGUUGAUAAUAUAGGAAGGAAUAUGUUACAUUUUGCCGCAGUGGGUGGAGACACUGAUAUCAUUGAUCUUAUCCAUACUUACUUGCCAGACAUUGAGUCCAAAACAGCCGAGGGUUACACGCCACUAAUGCUGGCGGCUUUGACUGGCAAAUUGCAAGCAGUGAAAUGGUUUCUUGAGAAGGGGGCAAAUGUAACCUGUGUUGCUAACAAAAGAAGGAAUAUGUUACAUUUCGCCGCAGAGGGUGGAGACACUGAUGUCAUUGAUCUCAUCCAUACUCACUUGCCAGACAUUGAGUCUAAAACAGCCGAGGGUUACACGCCACUAAUGGUGGCAGCUUCGACUGGCAAAUUACAAGCAGUGAAGUGGUUUCUUGAGAAGGGGGCAAAUGUAAACUGUGUUGAUAACUACAGAAGGAAUAUGUUACAUUUCGCCACAGCGGGUGGAGACACUGAUGUGAUUGAUCUUAUUCGUACUCGCUUGCCGGUCACUGACUUUAAAACAGCUGCCGGUUCUACUCUUCUAAUCAUUGCUGUUCUUUUUGGCAUGGUGCAAGGUGUAAACUAUCUUUUUCUUUUUGUUUUGUUUUGUUUGUUUGUUCGGUUUUUUUUUUAACAACAACAAUUUAGUUCAAGACUAGAAAUAUAACUAAAUACAUUGUUUUCUCCUCGCAAGUAGCUUAUGAACUUAUCGAGGCGGGGAGAUCCAAGGAUAGUUUAUAAGUACAGGACUUAUCUAUGGAUGGACUAAAUAAACAAUGAUAACGGUAUUGUACAGUAAAUAGAAUAAGGAUCAAACAGAGCAAGUAUAUUAAGAUUAGGACAAAAGGCUAGCCUAAGGUAUUAAUAAGAUAUUAAUAAGGUUUAAUAAGACGGGAGACUUCGACAUAAUCAUCUUCUGACUGAGAGAGUCUAGCGAUUUUCUAGAACGUCCAUCAUCAUCAAUUAAGUUAUUAAACAGUGGAUGGGCAGAAGUUAAAACUUUACAGUUAUAAUAAGCUAAAUCCGCGAGUAGGGUCUUAUUUUCAGUCGCACACAGUUUCUUUGUUUUACAAGACUUAUAUCGUGUACAACAGAAAUUUUAAUAAAAUCUAACCUUCUGUCGCCAG